AUGGCGAUGGAAGAGAUAUCAUCUUCAACCUCACAAACCCUUUCCACAAAUUCCUUCUUUACUCCUUUACUUAUCUCCAUUAUGGGUAUCGGUGCUACUGCUUUAGCCAUACUUAUGUAUCAUCUUCUUGUGGUUCGAUACUGUAUGAGAACGCAUGCUGCAAGAAUGGCGUCGUUGCAGGCUUUCGCCGGUGCCGGAGUACCCACCGGAGUUGAUGAAAAGACCCUUUUGAAUAUCCCGAUAAUCACGUACAUCAAGACUGAUUCGAACUCCGAUCAAUGCGAAUGUGCGGUUUGUUUAGGGGAUGUUGAAAACCGGGAUCAGGUUCGGUUGUUGCCGAAUUGUAAGCAUGUGUUUCAUGUUUCGUGUAUCGAUGAAUGGUUCGUCGCUCACACGAGUUGUCCGGUUUGUCGAGUCUCGGUGGUUGCACCGGAUGACGAGGUUCGGAAUUGUCCGAUUUGCCGAUCGUCCGUCGGAGCGUCGUCGGACGAUCGGUCUGUUGGUUCUGGACCGGAACAAGAAUGUGAUGAUCAAACCGAUGCCACGAUCGAGGUUUCGGAUGGGGAUAGGAAUGCGGAUGGAUCUGUGGAUGAAUCCGCAUCCGGACCGCGCAUGGUUCUUCGGCAUUGUAAUUCUUUGGUUUUGCCGAGGGAGACGAAAGGGAGGUUAUCGGGAAUGGAGUUGAAACGAUCGUUAUCGAUGGGGGAAAGUAGUUGUGUAACGAUCGAUAUCCAUGUAGACAAUAAUGUGGGAAGAGAUUGUUCGUAUUAUUUCUCGUUUAGAGACGAACCGGUUAAGCGUUUUCAACGUGUAUCGUCGAAGGUGAAGCAAUCGAUUUCUCGAAUGUGUGUAGAACAAGGGAGUGGGAUUCUUCCGUAUUGA
Messenger RNA from Cynara cardunculus var. scolymus (artichoke), 882 nucleotides. RefSeq names its product RING-H2 finger protein ATL52-like. Lineage: Eukaryota; Viridiplantae; Streptophyta; Magnoliopsida; Asterales; Asteraceae. The record is from RefSeq and is a predicted model, not a curated record. Gene Ontology annotation, biological process: protein ubiquitination. Gene Ontology annotation, molecular function: transferase activity. The transcript has a single exon. The coding region runs from base 1 to 882 and encodes 293 amino acids.